This is a messenger RNA of Xyrauchen texanus (razorback sucker), 1404 nucleotides long. RefSeq lists its product as uncharacterized. Bases 1 to 1404 code for a protein of 467 amino acids. The record is from RefSeq and is a predicted model, not a curated record. Lineage: Eukaryota; Metazoa; Chordata; Actinopteri; Cypriniformes; Catostomidae. The transcript has 8 exons. Gene Ontology annotation, molecular function: protein binding.
AUGGCGUUUUUGAAUCCUUCCAAUCGCCUUGUUUACUGCCUGUUGUGCUGCAAGCCCCAGACUAAAAUUGCUCAACAUCUGAAAACAUCAUGCUUGAAAGAUGCAGAUGAUCAGUUCAUUGAGGAAGAAGUCUUGAGGGCCAAACAGUCACAGAGGAAUUGGGCAAGAGAGGCAAGGACACUGAAUAUUUCAGAGGUACAGGACUGGAAUGACAGGACAUCAGAAGGAGACAAAGUCCUGAUAAAUCUCUCUGAGAAAAACAUUUUAAAACUCAGCAAAGAAGAAGAGAGCUGGUUCGACUGUUACUUCAGUCACAUUCGGCCAGGAUAUUUGAAGAACCAACCUCCAGAGGGUGACGACAGGGAUAGUUUUUUUUGGGAGCAUCAGGACUCCCACUCACCAAUCCCACACGCAGACGGGGAACGCCUACGACUCAAAUACACAAAGAGGCAGCAGGAGGGAGCUGCAACGCCAGAAGAGCUGCCAGGAGGAAUGGUGGUGAAUCCCGCCAGCUCAUCUGCUGAUGAAGGGGUACUGCAGGUGCAGGAAAGUACAUUGCAGCCUGCUGCAUCAGCACAGGUCCCGUUUCCAAGGUUUUGGGGUGCUUUUGAGGACCUCUUCCCUGUGACGCUGCAUGGAACCCCCCCGACAAAGCAGCAGGCAGCAGAGGCAGGCUUUGAGCACUACCGCAGCUGCUAUUUUCACUGGAGAAGGGUCCAGUACAAACAACGUGUGCGGUACAUCCUCAACCACUCCACUGAGAGGACUGGCAUCAAACCCCCAGCGGUUCAUAUCCAGCGCAUAAUUAAUAAAGAGACCACCUGGACCACCAAUGUGCCAACCGCUGAUGACGUUCUGCUGGCAUGGGCACCCCCCAUCCAACCGCCUUCUGCUCGAGCACAGAUCGGAAACGAUGCAUCCAUCAUUACUUGUGUGCUCGAGCAGAAGUGGAAAGGGCUGUCCAUUAAACACAUUGAGGGAAAGGGUAAAGGAGUCAUCACCACAAUGGACUUCAGGAGGAAUCAGAUCGUGUGCGACUACCACGGUGAAGUAGUCUCCAAGCAGGAGGGCGAGAGGAGAGUGGACAAUCUCACAGAGGAGCCGUCAUAUCUGUUCUUCUUCAAGGGCAAGGGAGGCGAGGCCCUGUGCAUCGAUGCCCAAAAAUUCCCUUGUGACUGCCACCCAGACAAAGACACGUUUGGGAGGAGAAUGAACCAUUCCCGGAAGCACUGUAAUGUGCAGCCCCACAGGGCCACCUUAAACUUCCCCAGUGGAGCCAGGGAAUGUGUCCUGUUCCAUGCCCUACGAGACAUUGGGGUGAAUGAGGAGCUCUUGUGGGACUAUGGUGUCCGGCGAACAUCAUUCGGAGGGGAAGGGAGGGACCUCACUUGGCUUGAUGACUGA